CCUUGAAUUGUAAAAAAAAAGUUCAAACUAAAGUAAAAUAAGAGAGAAAAUACAAAAAACCGUGUUGUUAUACGAAAAAAGGCGAUUACUAAGCAAAAAGUUAAACAACAAAUAAAUAGACUACUAAAAAAAAUAAUUCAAUGAUAUAGUUUAUGUACUAUAAAUAAUAACAAUAAUAAUAUUAGAAAUUUAAUUAAACUAAAGUGAAAAACAUUAAAAAUUGACAUUAUACAAAAAUAAGUAUCUAAAGUAUUGUAUAAAGAAACCCUCUCAACUGCUACGCCAGAUCAGUCAUCGAACGACCAAUAAAUACAACAGAAGUUGGAAAAUCACACAAAAGUGAAAUACCAUUGAACAGUUAAACCCGUAAAUACAAAGAAAUCUAAAAACUCAAAAGCCGUACCGUACGAACUUUACUACACAAAAGCUCAUCGUAAAAGCACAACAGCAAAAAUGGCCGACAAGAAGAUUGCAGAACAAUACUAUUCGCCACCGCCAAAGAUGGGCAAAUGGGAGGGUUUCAAAAAAUUCUUAUGGAACAGUGAAACUAGCCAAUGCCUUGGCCGAACAGGAGGCAGUUGGGCAAAAAUUUUAUUUUUCUACAUUAUAUUUUAUGCGGCGUUAACUGGAUUCUUCGCUGCCAUGUUGGCUGUGUUUUAUCAAACACUUCAGGUGGAUAAGCCUAAGUGGACAAUGGGCGAUGGAUUGAUUGGUACAAAUCCAGGUCUUGGCUUCCGGCCAAUGCCCCCAGAGGCAAAUGUUGAGAGCACUUUAAUCUGGUAUGAGAAAUCGAGACCUGAAAACUUCAAAUACUGGGUCGAUGAAACUGCUGCAUUCCUUCAUUCUGUGCCUAAGACCUAUGAAAAUCUACCCAAGCGUAACCAAAUGAAUUGUUCAUUCGAAAAUCCACCAACACCGGGUAAAGUAUGCGCUUUCGAUGCUAACGCUUUUGCACCAUGCACAAAGGAGAAUAAUUUCGGCUAUCAUCAGGCCAGACCAUGCAUAUUCCUCAAGUUGAAUAAGAUUUACAACUGGGAACCAGAUCUAUACAACGACUCCAAAGCUCUGCCAGAACGUAUGCCUACUGAACUGAAAAGCCACAUUACAGAAAAACAAAGCUUGCGACCAAAUCAGACCAAUGUUGUUUGGAUCUCUUGUGAAGGCGAAAAUCCUGCUGAUGUGGAAAAUAUUAAAUCACGUGAUUACUAUCCACGUAUGGGUUUCCCCGGCUAUUAUUUCCCAUUUAAAAAUAUCGAAGGUUAUGUACAACCAAUUGUUGCCGUACAAUUUACCGUUGAAACUGGCGUUUUAAUCAACAUUGAAUGCAAAGCCUGGGCACGCAAUAUUUUCCACGAUCGCCACGAAAGGAGAGGAUCCGUCCACUUCGAAUUGAUGGUUGAUUAAGAGACGGCGCGUAGCCAAUAAAUAAGUGAACGAAGCACAUAAAUACAUAAAAUAACUUAAAUAAAAAAAUAAUAACCAAAAAAAGAAAAUACAAAAUCUAUAAAAAAAAAAUAAUAAUAACAAAAAAUUAAGCAGAAAUUAUUUAGCAAAGAAAAAUAAUAAUGAAAGCCGUUAAUAUAAAGAAAAUUACAGAAAAAUGAAAACAAAAUUAUAACUGCAGAAAAUUGUGAGUAAAACAACAAGAAAAUAGUAGCAAAAUUAAGUAAAGAAACAUGCAAACGGAAAGCAGGCAGGAAGAAGAGUUGUGAGAGUGAGGGCAGCAAAUGAGAGUAAAAAAAAUCUCAAGAGGCAGUAAGAUGAGGAGCAUACGUAAGAAAGAAAGGCGUGCAAAACGUGUAUGGGAAAAAUAACAAAAACGAAUGCAUGAAAAUACAGCAACAACCAAAGAAUAAGAACAACAAGCCGAUGAAAAUGAAAAUUCAAUAAAAAGCGCUAAAAGUAAAAGAUUAUAAUAAAAACGUUAAAAAAAUUAAAUGAAGAAAAAUAUAUACAUAUAAAAAAAAAUGAAACAAGAAAUGCGCAAAAGGAAAAAAAUGCUAAGUAUUUAUUUUGCGAACGAAUAUAAUAAAACUAAAACUACCAAACUUAAGAGUGCAUAAUUAAAUGAAACUGCAGCAACACAGCAAAAAAAAAUAUGAAUAAAUAAAUAGAGCGAGUGCAACCCAAAAUACAAAUAAACAAAUAAAUAAAUAAUUAUAAUACAUAAUUUGUUAGAUAAAGCGUAACAAGGCAUUAUUAAAUACAUAUGUACAUACGUACUCGUAUAUAUAUAUAUACACAAUAUUUUGAUUUUUGAAGAAGAAAAAAA
Molecule: messenger RNA, 2272 nt
Organism: Ceratitis capitata (Mediterranean fruit fly)
Lineage: Eukaryota; Metazoa; Arthropoda; Insecta; Diptera; Tephritidae
Gene: nrv3
Product: sodium/potassium-transporting ATPase subunit beta-2
Exons: 8
Coding region: 454-1404 (316 amino acids)
Biological process (GO): intracellular potassium ion homeostasis; intracellular sodium ion homeostasis; potassium ion import across plasma membrane
Cellular component (GO): sodium:potassium-exchanging ATPase complex
Molecular function (GO): ATPase activator activity
Source: RefSeq, a predicted model, not a curated record